CUACACAACAGCUGGGAAAUAUCACAUUUUAUCAAGAUACGCGAACUGUCCCUUUAAAUUGGUUCCUAUCCCCUUCAUCCAGUUUGAUCCAGUUUACCCAGACUAUUUGGUUUUUGAUUACGGACUGGAAGUCAUGGUUUAUGGCCGGAGCUGCUGCCCUCACAGAGAUGACUGCUGCGCCUUUUCAUUGUGAGAGGGAGAGGGCUGAAGGCUGGACUGUCUCUCACUGCUUCAGCUUGACUUCAACACUCGCUCUACACAGCGGAUGGAGUUGUUCCUAAGCGCACGACCACUUUGGAUUUUACGCACGGGUUUCCACAGCGCCAGAGGAGAGGAAAGUGAUGACAAACAAGCAGCAGGUGUGAAAGUUUCCGCUCUGAGAUAUCACCUGUGAUAAACAGAGUCCAGUUAUAACUGGUGGCUUUAGUGCGGCUCUGUGCCGAAACGUUUGCUUUUUAAAUGCGUUUUUUCCAGCGGUGCGUCAUUACGAUUUCACGCCAAGUAUAAACUAAUUUCAUCUACCGGAUUGUUUUCAUGUCUCAGCGUCCACACGUGAUUUCACAGCAAGGCUACUGAAGUGAGCUAUUCUUGCCUCACGAUGAGCACAGGACUGGCUUCUUCGUGAUCUAAGGCGAAACGAGGACGCACCUCCAGAAGAACUCAUUUUUGCGGGAUUACAGCACCUCGACCAAGCGCGCAAACAUGCCGUGCGGGACCCGCGUCCUGCUGCCGCUGCUGCUGCUGCUGCUGGCGGCUGUGGGCGCGCCGGCCGGGGCGGGCAGGGUGCGCAAGAAGGCGAGCCGCAGCCGGCCGUGCCUGGACCUGCCGGAGGAGAUCCUGGAGCAGAUGUUCGGCAGGCUGUCGGUCGGAGUCCUCAGCGCUUUCCACCACACGCUGCAGCUGGAGCCGCUGGAGAGACACAACCUGACCUGCCCGUCCGCCGGCCGGCCUCUGCCCGACGUCAAGGCCCGCAUCCCGGUCAACCUGAACAGCCUCUCCCCCUGGGCGUACAGGAUCUCCCAUGACCCGGCCAGGUAUCCCCGCUACAUCCCUGAGGCCUACUGCCUGUGUAAGGGCUGCCUGACCGGCCCGCACGGGGAGGAGAGCGACCAGUACCGCAGCACCCCGGUCUACAUGCCCUUUGUCAUCCUGCUGAGGACAGGCUCCUGCAUCGGCGGCCGCCACUCCUACACCGAGAGCUACGUGUCUGUCCCGGUCGGGUGCACCUGUGUCCCGCUGCUGGAGAAGGACCGGGACGCCCAGAGCAGCAACCAGAGCCUGGAGAGAGAGCAAGCCAAGGCCGGACAGCUGAACCUCACUGACAAGAAAGUGUAGCAGGAAGGAUGCUGGACCUUUUCUGAUGUCUUCCUCUCAGCUACUGUUGGACCUUAACGUGCCUUUUUUUUUCCAAAAUUUUCUCCACCUGGACUUCUCUCCAGUACAACAAACAAUUCAAGGGAUCACACUCCUCUAUAGACUUGUGUGCAUUAAUUAGUUGGAUAUCAAGGGAUUUCAAUGCAGAGCUCCUACAUCUCUGUUGCCCCGUGAGAAUUAGUGAAUUUAGGAAGACAUGAACAUGGUUUGACACCUAUUUUGGCCUUGAUUGAGGACUUUGCCCUGGUCUCGGUCCUGAUUUUGUCUCAGUAAUCCUUGUUUGGUCUUGGAAUUAAUUUGGAUCUGACAAAGGCAGCGUUAACUGCUGUCUGCAAAGAUGUAAAACACUGCAAGUAACACCAAUUUGGAUCUCUACCUCCUUUUCCUGGUUGGAUAUCCAAAAGCAACAGGAAUGCAUUUUUCAGAAGGCCUGAAAAUUUCCAUGUUUAUCCUACAUCUCUCCUGAAGUGUUUUUCUGUAAACGCUGUCAGAUAGGAACCUCAGUUAUUUUAGUGGUGGAUGGCAUGACUGGCUCCACAUCCAGUAUUUAAUAAUAAUUAUGUGUAAACCAACAAAUCAGCCUUAACUCAUAUUUAAACAGCUUGGUUUGACAGCUCCUUUCAUUUAUUCUCCGAAGGAUCAAAGAUGUGCUAGUCAACAUUUCAGGAACUUUUUGAUCCCAGGUCCCAAAAGUGGACAUUAGGAUCUGUUGCUCAUACCCAGGCUCAAAUACACACCAGCAGUCUGCUCUUCUUCCUCAGAAACAGGCCUGCAGUCCAUUUGGCCAAACACCCCAAAGCCUUUUCUUUUUCUGGACCCCAAGCAGAGAUAAACCUCCAAUCACAAAAGUCAAUCCUAUAUAUUCUCUCAUUUGAUUAACUUGAAUCAACUAAUCUACAGGGAAAUUGUCAUCAGGGAGCCCUGGGAGUCCCCGCCCUCGGUGUGGGAGCCAGCGGGCACAAGAAGCCACACAGUGAGGUGAGAGCAGCCAAACAGAAGCCAUGGACUGCCAGCAGCCAACAGUGAACAAGUGCUGAUAUAAAUACGUGGCACAAGUUUAUGAAUAAUAUGUCCUGCAUCAUUACACUAAUGCUAUUCUGCAUAAGUUAUGCUGUUUAACAAUAAACAUAGGAAGGCUGAAGAGUCAAGUAUCAAUAGCUUGAUCAACACUGCCACCUACUGACUGAUAAGUGACUGAUACAAAAAAAAAAAAAAAAAAGGGUGUGUGUGUGAGUUUUGGUCAUUUUUUUUCAUGCAAUGUAAAAACACAAUGGUGACAU
Molecule: messenger RNA, 2654 nt
Organism: Myripristis murdjan (pinecone soldierfish)
Lineage: Eukaryota; Metazoa; Chordata; Actinopteri; Holocentriformes; Holocentridae
Gene: il17d
Product: interleukin 17d
Exons: 2
Coding region: 703-1335 (210 amino acids)
Biological process (GO): inflammatory response
Cellular component (GO): extracellular region
Molecular function (GO): cytokine activity
Source: RefSeq, a predicted model, not a curated record